Messenger RNA from Zootoca vivipara (common lizard), 5117 nucleotides. It is a transcript of the gene ENDOD1, whose product is annotated as endonuclease domain containing 1. Lineage: Eukaryota; Metazoa; Chordata; Lepidosauria; Squamata; Lacertidae. Gene Ontology annotation, molecular function: hydrolase activity; nucleic acid binding; metal ion binding. The record is from RefSeq and is a predicted model, not a curated record.
GGCAGGGUGCUGGAUGGGCGCGCGGGGAGGAGAUUCUGGCCGAGCCACCCGAAAGGCGUGCUGCUGCUGCUGGGGAUCCCCACUGCAAUGCGGUCCUCUCUCCACCCAUCCUAUCGCUUCCUCUCCCUCCGCCUGACACCAGCCGUGGCCCGGAGCCAAAUAAAAGAGGAAGAUAGCCUGGCGCUGAUCUAGUGACGUAAGGGAGGCAAUAACUCGGUACAUUUCUUUCUCCCCUCCCCUUCCUUCCUCCCUCGUCCCGAUCUGCGGCCUGCAUGCCUCUGAGCGCGUGCAGAGCGCCCAUUUUCGCUUUUGCGGCGUGUGUCACCACGUGUUGGCGCUGCGCGCGGAAAGCCUUCUCGCGCCUGCCUGCGGUUUCGGAUUUCACUUCCCUCCUUUAAAGGCUGCGCCGCGCGCCCAGGCGCGCACACACACACCCGCGCGCCUCUGUCGCAGCAAGCGUCUGGUCUAUAUCGGCGUCCCUUCGCGCUUCGCCCUUCACUUAUUUCCCCCUUCCCCUCCGCUGCCAAGAAGAGCCGAGCGGAUCGCAUCCUCUCCUUGCCCGGGAGAGACUUAAGGCAUCCUCGGCGCUGCGCAGGAAAGAUGCGGACCUCGCUGCCUUUGCUCGUGGCCGUGGCGCUGGCCUGCUUGGGCGGCUGGGCGCAGGGCGAGGUGGUGGCGACGAAGGGAGGAGAAGAAGCAGCGGGCUUCGGAGACUGCGACGGCUUCUUCUACCAGCGGACGCCCCCCGAAGGGCUCCCGGGGCAGCCCGGGGAACAGCACGUGAAGAUCUGCCAGAAAUACAACCAAGAGCCGCGCUUCGCCACCCUCUACAGCACGCGGGACAGAAUCCCCCUUUACGCGGCUUUUCUGUACACGGGAGGCGACCAGAGCGGGGAAGAGAGAUGGCUGGUGGAGCCGCAGAUCGAUGAUCCCGAAAAUGGCCUGGAAGGAAUGAUGGCGGAAGUUGAGGUCACAGGUUCAGUGGACAACUUGGGGUCCAAGCAGGCCCUCACAGCAGACUACGUGGACUCUGGCUACGAGAGGGGGCAACUAAACCCUAGUUCUCUUCAUAAGGGCGACCACGAGAUAGCCACCUACACACUGACCAAUGCGGUGCCCUUGACCCCGCCUCUCCAUGAGAUAUGGCACUGGGAGAUUGAGAGCCUGGUAGGCCAGGCCUUGGCUCCACACUGUGACAAUGGGAAGGGACUCUAUCUUGUUACGGGAGCAAUUCCUUCCACCCUCAAAGUGAAGGACAGAGUCGCUGUCCCCGAGUCUCUCUGGCUGGCCGCCUGCUGUGAUGAUGGCUCCAAGACCUGGUCUUUGGGAUUUAUUAAGCAGGCAACUGCUGAGAAUCGCCUGGAAGACCUCACCGUGGAAGCCCUUGAGAAGAAGCUCCACGCAGGAGCAAAACUGUUUAAGAACCACUGCGGCCAAGACAGACACGACCCCAAGAAACUGGAGGAGGUCCACCAUGCCGUGAAACACGUCCGAGCUAAGGAACCGGUGCCGCAAGAGAAGAAGUCCACCCCAGGCCAGCACACCAGCACACCGCCAAAGGAGGAGGGCGGCUUUCUGAAGAAGUUGUUUUAUUUUAUCGUUACCCCUAUCUUCAAAGUGCUGAAAUUGGUCGUCUACCUGGUUGGCCAGAUUGUGAAAUACACCUUCUCUCUCCUCUGGCGCCUCAUCCAGACGAUCGUCGGAGGGCUCUUCACCUUCAUCAAAGGAAUUGCCUCAGCGCUGCUGAAUGUCUUUGUCGACGUGGCUCGGGUGGCCGUCAACAUCCUGAACGGCAUUGCCAAAAACAUCUACAACGUCAUGAUGAUUACGUACAAGAUUCUCAGCAUCCCUGUGGGCGUGAUACUAGACAUUGCGUCCUUCCCUUUCUACACCCUGGGUGCCGUCCCUACAGUCCUCCGAGAUAUCGCCUCAGGUAUUGGUGGGUUAUUCUUACUGGCAAUCGAUGCCACGACAAGCAUUGUGACUGGCCUAAAUUACAUCGUUUCACAUUUAGCCAAAAAGUUCCUUCCCAAGAUUUCCGAUGCCUGAAAAGCGGUGUGAGCAAGUGAAUGGCUAUGAACAACUCUGGGGGUAACCCCCCCCCAAAGCAAUACUUUCCGAUAUGUUGCUAAUCUCCUGCUGUUCCUAUAAAGUAUUUAUUUGUGAUGACAUUAACAGUAAUGAACCGAUGUUCUGGUAACAUGGGUGAGCUUCAUGCCCCCUCCCCCUCCCAAAGGGGCAUUUUAUGGCAAAAUUAAAUGUUCACUUAUUGUAAAAUGUUGCACUUUGGGUGGCUGGUUGACCCUUCCGUCUCAUGUCAAGUCUUUUGAGAACCAGGAAAAGCUCUGAACAGGAGAGAAACCUUCGUCCUCUCUACUAAAAUAUAUUGAAAUGGUGGAUACAGAAUCCUCUGCAGUGACUGAAGCCACCAAAAUACUUCUCUUUGUAGUAAGUUUACAGCAUAAGCAGAGAACCUUACUGGGGGGGGGGGGGUUCUAGAGAUUUUGAAGAAAUCAUUUUCCAAGUCAAGAAUUAUCUAUGGAGAGGAAAAUCGCUUUCCAAAUCUGCCUUUUUGGUUUAGGCUUUAACUCAAUGAUAAGAGAGCAUCCUUGGCCUAUGGAGGGUCCCACAUUCAAACUGGGUCCUCCAGUUAAAAUAGAGAACUGGGCUGGAAAAGACCCCUAUCUGAGACCCCAGUUGAGCCCCUGUCAAGCAAAGGAUACAGCAUUCGGCUGGCCAGUGCUCUGACUCAUUGUAAGAUUUUUUUUUACACACUUCUUCCUCCCCCCCCUCCUUGGGCAAAUAAUAAUAAUAAUAAUAAUAAUAAUAAUAAUAAUAAUAAUAAUUUAUACCCCACCCAUCUGUCUGGGUUUCCCCAGCCACUCUAGGUGGCUUCCAACAAAAUAUUAAAAAUACAAUAAAACAUCAAACAUUAAAAAUUUCCCUAAACAGGACUGCCUUCAGUUGUCUUCUAAAAUUCAGAUAGUUGUUUAUUUCUUUGACAUCUGGUGGGAGGGCGUUCCACAGGGCGGGCGCCACUACUGAGAAGGCCCUUUGCCUGGUUCAGUGUAACCUUGCUUCUCGCAACGAGGGAACCGCCAGAAGGCCCUCGGUGCUGGACCUCAGUGUCCGGGCUGAACGAUGGGGGUGGAGACGCUCCUUCAGGUAUACUGGGCCGAGGCCAUUUAGGGCUUUAAAGGUCAGCACCAACACUUUGAAUUGUGCUCGGAAACGUACUGGGAGCCAAUGUAGGUCUUUCAGGACCGCUGUUAUAUGGUCUUGGCAGGCACUCCCAGUCACUAGUCUAGCUGCUGCAUUCUGGACUAGUUGCAGUUUUUGGGUUACCUUCAAAGGUAGCCCCACGUAGAGCGCAUUGCAGUAGUCCAAGCAGGAGAUAAUCAGAGCAUGCACCACUCUGGUGAGGCAGUCCACCGGCAGGUAGGGUCUCAGCCUGCGUACCAGAUGGAGCUGGUAGACAUAGAGCAUUUCAGCUGCCAAGUCAUCCGCUACUGUCCCUUGAAGGUAGAAGAAUGAGUUCCUACAGAGAGGAAUUCAAUCUAGUGCUGAUGGAGCAAUCUCCCCUCCCCUUGUGUGCUGUUCUGGGGUUCUCCCAACCCCCCCAUGCCAAUUUCAGGGGGCAAGGGGGGCGAGAGAAAGGGGAGAAGCCCUGUUGCACUAGUGGAAGUCCUUGUGUGAGCUUCUGCUACUGUCGUUGGUUAGUUGAACCUGGUCAAUACUGGUGUAGAGUAUCUGUUUAAGAAACGGAGUAAUGGGCUGGGAAGUUCCCGGUUGAAUUUCAUCUCUGCGAUGAACUAAACUAGGCAACCUCAAGCCCCUCCAUCCACAAUAUGGAAAAUAAUUAUGUUGACAGGAAGGUGUGUAGGGUAAGGGCACAAUGAAUGUGAUGCACCUUGAAUCUUGCAAGCGCUAUGCACACAUUCACACAAUCCAUUUAAGGCACUACAGUGGAACCUUGAGUUGUGAACAUGAUCCGUGCAGGAAGCACGUUGGCAACCCGCAGCGCUGCGUCUGCGCACGCAUGUGAUGCGAUUCGGCACUUCUGCGCAAGCACAAAGCAUGAUUUAGUAUUUCUGCGCAUUUGUGAGCACCGGAACUCAGAAGUACCCCAUUCCGGUACUUCCAGGUUCGGCGCAUCCAUAACCCCAAAACGCGCAACCUGCAGCGAUCGCAACCAGAGGUAUGACUGUAUGAUACUUCUUGAAACAGUAAUGGGUUGCCUCAAAGGAUUCUGGGAGCAGUUUGUUAAGGGUGCCAAGAAUUGUUUAGCCCGCCCUCCUCCCCAAGCUACAAUUAUCAAUCCCUCUUCAUGGAAAUCUGGGAAUUGUAGCUCUGGGAGGGGAACUACGGGUCUCCUAAGAACUUUCAGCACGUUUAACUACUCCUCCCCAGAAUUCUCUGGGGCAAGCCACAACUGUUUAAAUGGUGUGAAUACGGCCAUAGUGUAGUAUCUAUUCUAUGCUUUGUUCUUUUCAGAGUGAUUGAGGCUUACUGGCUUUUGCUUCUAAGGCAGGUCUGGGUUUCAAACCUGUGCUUAGAUUAACUUCUGAAUUGGAUUGUUGUAACACAUUGGACAUGGCUAUGCCCUGGAAGGCAGUUUAGGCUGUUUUAGUGAAAAACGAGGCAGCUAGACUUCUUAUCUGUGGUUAGAUGUCGGGAGCACACCACCAGUUUUUUUGUUUUUGUUUUAAUAACUAGCCAUGAGGCUCCUGGUGGUCCAUGUCCAGGCUCCCUUCAGGGUGCUGAUUUUAAUUUUUAAAAAGCCUUUAAAAGGCUUGAGACAAGUUAAGCUUAAGGACCACUUCCCCCUCCAUGAAGCUGCUCAAGUCGGGAAUGCUUUCCCCAUGGCGACUGGCAGGGCACCAACCCAUAUAUCUUUCGUGUUCCUGGAGAGGACCCUAUUUGCCCGACCUUUUGAAGUCAGAGUGUUUUAAUCUGGUUCUCUGCUUUGAUCUCUGCUGCUGUUUUACAUUGGAUUUUUGGUUUAAUGUAUUUAUUGCUAACCUUCAUUUCUAAUUUUGUUUGCCACUCUCAAGAUGUUUCACAUGGAGAGUGGUGUAGAACCACCACCUAAGUGAAUAAAUAGUAUUUUCACUACC